Molecule: messenger RNA, 4108 nt
Organism: Aplysia californica (California sea hare)
Lineage: Eukaryota; Metazoa; Mollusca; Gastropoda; Aplysiida; Aplysiidae
Product: Krueppel-like factor 3
Biological process (GO): regulation of transcription by RNA polymerase II
Molecular function (GO): RNA polymerase II cis-regulatory region sequence-specific DNA binding; DNA-binding transcription factor activity, RNA polymerase II-specific
Source: RefSeq, a predicted model, not a curated record
CAGGUGAGAAGCCGUACAUCUGCACGUGGGAGGGCUGCACGUGGAGGUUUGCCCGGUCGGACGAGCUGACGAGACACUUCCGUAAACACACGGGGGACAAACCGUUCAAGUGCCAGGUGUGUGACCGUGCCUUCUCCCGCUCUGACCACCUGUCCCUGCACAUGAAGCGGCACUGAGGCGGUACUGAAGCGACAUUGAAGCGGUACUGAAGCGAAUUUGUUACGACAUUGUAGCGGUAUUGAAUCGACAUUGAAGUGGCACUGAAGCGCCAUCGCAUCGACUUUGUUACGACAUUGUAGAGGCAUUGAAUCAGCACUGUAGCUGUACUGAAGCGACAUUGAAGCGGUACUGAAGUGACAUUGUAGCGACUUUGUUACGACAUUGUAGCAGCAUUGAAUCAACACUGUAGCAACAUUGAAACGGCAUUGAUGCCGCACUGAAGCGGCAAUGUUGUGGAGGAAUUUUUCCCUGGAUUUCAAUCGAGUUUUGCUGCUGUCCGUAUAGCAGUAGAGUGGAACCCGAUCUUUGUUGUGUACGGCACUCUGGGAGUUUGAUGUCGGUAGAACAUCGGCCUGGAAUCUUUUCCUGUAGAAGCAAUUUUUAAUUUUGCUGAUGGAGAAAAGUUAGCUGUGCCCGCGGCUUUACGCUCGGAAAUAUACGCUGCAGUUGUCUCCUGUUGUUGAGUUGAAGCCAUUAGCUGCUAAACAAUUGCGAUGUGAAACUUCCUGUGAGGUGUCGUGAUGUGAGAUUCGUGGUGAGGUAUAGUGAUGUGAGAUUUGUGGUGAGGUAUAGUGAUGUGAGAUUUAUGGUGGGUGUGGCGAUGUGAAACUACUGAUAGGGUGUAGUGAUUUGGAACUUCGACAUGAAACUUGUGGUGGAUUGUUGUAGCGAUGUGAAACUUGUAGUGGGGUGUAGGAAUGGCUUCUUUUUUUGUUUUUGUCUUUAAUGGCAGAAGGAAAAGAUGAGGCUUUUUUUCUCCCUGUGUCUUCUUCGGUGCCAAGUCUGUGAAGUGGUUGCGGCGCUGUCGUCGCGGUUGUCGCUGGUUCUGCCGUGUCGCUGUGUGCAGAGUUCCAAGGGGAGGCAACCCUGGACUCGGAGAAUGUGUCUACAAUUUUGUUGUGGUUUGUUCGUCGGAACUGCCUACACACACACAGACACACAUUGUCUCAGCCCCUAAGCUCUCGAUUCUGAGGCUUUUUUGGGGAAAAAGGAUCAGGUGAUUGAUUGCCUGGAUAUCUUUGAUCUUCGGCGGUGAAAAGUGACGACUUUGACGCAGGAUGCCAGACCUCGAGCGGGGGUCUCAAGGUCGUACGCGUGCGCGGAUGACAAUGACGUGACAAGAACUGUUUUACACGCUGUAAUAUUUAAUAAGCUAAAAAUAGACUGCAUUGUUUUUUACACGGUCGAAAUUUUUGCUGCUGUUUUAUGCGGCCAAAUGUUCAACACUGUUGACUGGAUGUACUGUUGUGCUUAGUUUUAUGAUUGUUGUUGACGCUUUUACCUCUUUGCUGUGUAGUCCGAGGAACGUUGGGGCGGCCGCUGUCUGGUCCCCGCCGGGAGGCUAAGGGUUAAUGAAACAUUGAUAGAUUUGUAGAUUACAACAACACCUCUUUCCUCUCCCCUGUUCACACUUUUACGUCAGCUGGCUGUGGCAGGCAUCCAGAGAAAACUGUGGUCUGACGUUGAGCUCAAGCAAAGUCUGCAGUCACAUGUUGAACUUUGUGUCUGGAGUCAAAUGUUGAACAUUGUGUCUGCAGUCAAAUGUUGAACAGUCUGUCUGCAGUCAAAUGUUGAAUGUUAUGUCUGCAUGCAGUCAAAUGUUGAACAGUCUGUCUGCAGUAAAAUGUUGAACGUUUUGUGUGCAUGCAUUCAAAUGUUGAACUUUGUGUUUGCAGUCUAAUGUUGAACGUUAUGUCUGCAGUCUAAUGUUGAACGUUAUGUUUGCAGUCAAAUGUUGAACGUUAUGUCUGCAGUCUUUGUGUCAGUCCUGCUGUUUGGUCUGUGGUUUAGCUGGGAAGAAGGGAGCUCAAUGCCUCAGAGAUCCUAGAUAUGUCUGGAUGCUUGUCACAGAUGUGUAGCGUACAGUUUGUGAAAUUUGCACAGCGGCAGAAAAUGCUUGUGACUGCCUGCCAGGAGUUGGUGGUGGAGACAUGAUCUUGUUAGCGGAAGGUCUCUGACUGGUCUUGAUUGUACAUAAGGCUUUCAGAGAAGGGGGAGUCAGAAGGUUCUAUCUGCACUGAAAAUUUAUUGCAGAUGAAAGGUUCUUGCUCUGUCUGGGUGUGCAGUUUGUUCAUGCGCCCGCAAAGCACAGAGCAAACACUACGAGGGUUUGUGUAAACGAGCUAGCCGUACGCUACGCUACAAGGAAACAAGAUGUAUCGGGUGAUGGGUGCACUAAGCUCUUGUGUCUGCCAUGGUUUUCUCUACCAGUUUUGAAAGAUUUCAGUUCGUGCUUUCAUGUACCCUGUUACCCCCACCCCCCGCUCCCCACUCCCCGCGCAGUGAUGCUUCCCAAUAUUGCUCUUCUAUCCAACAAAUUGCUGUGAAGUGGUUUUGCUGACAUUGUGAAUAGUGGCGGCGUAUAUCUCAAUACAUCGCGUUGCAAUAAGGAAUUACUGCAUAGUGUUCACAAAAGACUAUGGUGGUUACAGCUUGUUUGAAACUAAAAUAGUUCUUAUACCCUUCUCUGCUGAAGUUCUCUUGCAGUUUAGGUUUAUUAUAAUAUAUGGAUAGCAGGCUUCAUUUCAUGACUCUGAGAUAAUGAAAAAAAGGGUGGAUUUUUUGUUUUUGUGAAAUUGUGAAAUACUUCCGGGGAAGAAAUACUGAGCAAGCUCAAAGGAGGAAUUAUGGAGAAAUACUUGCUGGCUUUUUUUUUCUCCCAACUUUUCAGUGGGUCUGCAUAGGUACAAAGACUUGCUCGUACUUUCAAUAAAUGCUGCACAGCACAGGUAUUGAAAGUUGUUUGAAGGGAUAGAGCUGUUGUUGUUUUCAAAUCCCUUUAGCAUCGAGCAUUUCACUCUUGGCAGUGAAGGGAUAGAGACAUGAGACUUAUGAUACUUAGUCAAAUAUAGUGGUAGUUGUAGCGAAUGCUGUGAGUGAGACUGGCUCUAAAGUUGCCCCCCCGGUCUGUUUGGGUUCCUCUUCAUUUGGUUCCGUGUAACUUUUUGUACUUUUAAAACAAAAAGCAGAAACAAAUCAAACGGUUUGUUCUUUAUCAACUUUUUUUCUUUUGAGUUUUGAGUCUUCUAUUGAAAGUGAAAAAAACUAACUAAACUAGAACGCAGUCGGAGAGACUGGAGUGAUAUACUGUGAGCGUUUUGUGAUGUUUGAGAUGCGAGCGCAUCGUUCUAUCUAUUGUAAAUAUGUGAUAUACUACGAUAAUAUACAGACAAAGCCAAAUGCACCGGAGAGAAGAAAGAUUUCAUGGGCGUGUCAGCGUCACACGCCCCCAUUUUUGGAACACGUGUGUAGAUUCAACAACUGUGGGUCUUCCGAGCUGGGAGCCCCUGACGUGCAAAUCUGUGAAAUGAUGUGAUACAUGAUAUAUAUAUAUAUAUAUAUAUUAUUAUAUAUAGACGCCGACUUUUUUUUAAAGAAAAAAAAUGUUGAUUUUAUCGUCUUGUAAUUAUUAUAUAUAAAUGCUUGAAGUGUUGCUGAUAAGCGUAGUGAUAUUCGCUUCCAGAGUUCUUCCCCCUGUUCUUCCCUUUUGUUCUUUUAAAAAAAAAAAAGAUGUUCUCCUUCUUUCUUGGUUCUUUUUAAUAAGCAUGAUGGAAUUGUCAUCUCAUUUGCUGACCGACCCUGUGUUUGUUUGAUUGAUUUGCAGAGAUUGAAGGUUUUUAUUUUUGUGUUGUGUUUUGGUUUUUUUCAAUCCCCCCCCCCCCCCCAAGUUAAUUUAGAUGCAUGUUUUCCUUGUGUUCUCCCAAGAGAUAGAUACAGUGUUGGUUGCUUCCUGUAGCUACGUCAAUUGCUGCUGUAAAGAAUUUACUUUACAUUACAUCAUUUUAUUUUUGUCAUGAUUUCACGGUUGGGUUAAGUUUUGUACUGCUUCAUUUGAGACCAGACGGUCCGUAUUUUUUCUUCCUUGAUUGUCUCUUCCAAAAAAAAAAAA